GUUGCCAGACUUUCGAAAUGAGUGUGACGUACAGACGCAGACGUACACUAUUUUCGAUAGCAAAAAUUGUAGUAUUCUUAAACCAUUAAAAAAUUCAUUUACAUCUAUGCGAAACACAGUAAACAGCGGCUAAUAACUUAAAGAAGCAAGCACACAACACACUCAUUGUUUAACAUAUUAUUAACACAGAUAUUACAGACAUUUAGUGCAGCGCAUCCAGCAACGACAAGUGCAAGAAAAUGAGCACGUCAAAUGCAAGCCGUAAGGAAACGGAGCGCACGAAAUUGAUACAGGAAAAAUGUCAAACCCUAUUAACCCAAAUGCUGCGGGAUGAUGACAAUAAAUAUUGUGUGGAUUGUGAUGCCAAGGGUCCCCGCUGGGCAUCGUGGAAUCUGGGCGUGUUUCUGUGCAUUCGAUGUGCUGGCAUCCACCGGAAUCUGGGCGUCCACAUAUCACGUGUGAAAAGCGUCAAUCUGGAUGCCUGGACGCCGGAGCAAGUUAUUUCGUUGCAAUUGAUGGGCAACUCGCGUGCUCGAGCUGUUUACGAAGCGCAGCUGCCGGAUGGUUUUAGACGUCCACAGACAGAUACGGCUCUGGAGAAUUUCAUACGGGCGAAAUAUGAACAUAAAAAGUAUUUGGCAAGAGAAUGGGUGCCACCCUCGCCGCCCAAAGUCGAUUGGGCCAAGGAGAUCGACGAAGAACUGGAAAGGCAAAAGCGCAAAAAGAAAGCAGGGCAAACCGGAUUGGGCAUUAGCAAUAUAUCGAGCAACAGCGACAAGCGCAUUUCGGCAACGACAGCGACGAAAAGCACACCGCUGCCAGCGCCGCUGCCCAAACCAAAGCCCAAUCAGGUGGGCGGCUGCAGUCCAAAGACUUCGCAUCGUGUGCAAAACACCAAUAGCCUAAGUAGUGGUGCUGCUGAAAGUGAUCUGUUGGGGCUCUCCUCGCCCACGAAGCCGAUAGCAGCGAGCGCUGUACAGGAUCUGCAGAAUGAUAGUUUCACGAGCUUCUUGAGUGCCAGUAGCAGUAAUGUGACACCGGAGAAAACGAAUGGCAAUGGGAAUGGAAUUCGUGGCGACGUCUCGCAAGCCAUGCCCACCAGUCAGCCCAAUUCGUUAGCUCAGCAGGAGCAAGACUUUUUCAAUCAAGGCACACUCAGUGCCGGCGACAAGGAUCAGUCGGGCAAGAUGUCCAAGGAUAGCAUAUUGGCCUUGUAUGGCAAUGCGCCAACCACACAUAAUCCACAACUGAGCUUCGGUAAUUUCACGGGCAUGGCACCGGGCGGUUACAUGCACCAUCACCAUCAGCAGCAGCAGGUGCCGCAACAAACGCAUCAUCAGUUUAUGACACCCCCCAACUCAGUGAGCAUGUAUAAUGCACCCGUUAUGGCCGCACCAAAUGCAUUCAGCAAUGCACCCACCGGUGGGUCGAUGAAUCUAGUUGGCAAUGUCGCCUUUGGCGGUGGCCCAUUUCCAAAUGCGACCACAGCAAGCUCAUAUAUGGUGGGCAGCAACCAACAAUCAGCAAACAAUCUGAUGCAAACCAAUCAGAGUUUGCUUAGUGGCAUGCAACUGUUUGGUAAUGCUGGGCCAGCGGUGCAGGCCACACCACAAUCACAACCACAGCUGCAGCAGCAGCCGCAGCUUGGCAUUGGCAUGAAUCUGAUGCAGCCGCUGUCGAGCGGUUUGCCUUCCACGGGUUAUCCGGCUGCAACGGGCACUACGGCCACGUCUGUGACGUCCAACUUAAAUCAGCAAUUUGGGAAUUUAAAUAUUGGUAAUGUUUGGCAAUAAAUGAGGAGAAGAGAGACUCUUUUGCUGCAUUCCUUUAUUGAAGAACGUUCACAUAUGCUGAAUAUAAGUUAUAAAUUGUUAAUAUAUAACUUUUUGUACCUACUUGCCUACGUUGUCAUCGUCGAAACUUCCGUUGUAUUAAUAGAAGAAUUUUGUAUUAUUGUUUAUAUUUUUGUUCUGUUCUGCCACCUUCCUGUUUUUAUGUUUAUAAUAUGUUGUCAGCGACUAGAACUGCGUAUACAUACAUACUGAUAUAUAUGUGUAUAUAUAGACAUAUACGUUCGAAUUAUUUGCAAUUGUAAUAUUGGCCCAUUUGUACAUCCACACAUCAAAUAUCGUACAUAUUUAUGUAAUUACUGAUAACAUAAGAUGAAUACAGAAAUUGGAACAUAAGAUAUCUGUAUGCUAUACUAUAUUCAUCCAGCCAUAUGUAUGUACGUUCCAAUAAUACUGAGGAAAUAAGUGAGAUUCUUGUGGCUUUUGGCAAGCGUACUUGUAAGUUAUAUUUUAACCUUAGAGCGAACGGCAUAUGUAUAUAUGUGUCUUUCAAUACCUAAUUGAGAAUCCGCAGUGUGAAAUACGUAUGUACUUCUAUUUAAUAAGUGGAUACCAUUUUAAUAAAUAAAUAUUCAUUAAAUAUAUAAUAAACUAA
Molecule: messenger RNA, 2445 nt
Organism: Drosophila mojavensis
Lineage: Eukaryota; Metazoa; Arthropoda; Insecta; Diptera; Drosophilidae
Product: stromal membrane-associated protein 1
Exons: 2
Coding region: 240-1793 (517 amino acids)
Molecular function (GO): GTPase activator activity; metal ion binding
Source: RefSeq, a predicted model, not a curated record